AUGUCAAAUCACAUCACAAAAUCGCAUGAGGUCCGUCAGGGACACGACUCCAAGCAGAUGAAUCAGGAAUCGCCUCCAGCGCAGGCUCAGUCUGGGCUGGAAUGCCUCCCAGUGGAGCUCCUCCAGAAGAUCUUUCUACACAGUCUGGAGUUCAAUCUUCCGAGAGCCUCAAUUUCCCUCGCUAGGGCUCUAUCAAAUCCAACCCUCUAUACCUGGCUCUUUCGGCUGGCCUUCAGUAGUUCCAAUGAGAGCUCAAAGAAUGGCUUUUUUACCCCAGACUUCCUCCCUCCGCCACUGGACUUUUUCGCGCUAUCUACAGAGGAACGAAGCGAUCUCCAAAGCGCAAUCCUCGCAUGUCGCUGGUGUACGCUAGAGCUCAUGCGCAAAUGCCAGAGAGAAUACAUCGAACACGCUGUGAGUCUCAAGUGUCGGGAUCUAGUCUUCGCCCCUGAAGACCGCGACAUCAUAGCCAAGAUCGGCGAACACUUCCACGACUUCAGACGCUACGACCAGGGCCACCAAGGCCGUCUCGGAAAAGGCGAUCUAGUUUGCAGAGCUCAAGAUCCAGAAACCAACGCGGAGUAUAGAGUCGCAGUUUGGUUCAACUUUGGCGCCUUCCAGAUACGCAAGCCGAAUCCGAUUCAUACCGAGCUCGAUCUCUUCCGACUACCCUGUUGUGCGGGCGAAACUCCAUCGCGUAUGCCGGACAAGUUGCUGUCUCGUCCAUGGACAGAUACGAAGAUUGAGUCCCUUAAAUUACUAUGUACGGAGGUAUACAUCGAUGACGAUGAGGAAUUUGAGCGUUCUGGGCGCCUGCUUCGCCAGGUAAUCCGGGGCCGCGAUUACAGUACUUUCAAGGUACUUGUGGAACUCUUCAUUCGGAUCCGAAUAUAUAGGUAUCCCAUCCGCUGGCCUAUACAUCGGUCUCAUUUCAAGGCAGCUUUGAAAUAUGCGGACUCUAUCAACGAUCCGUUCCUCAACUUUCUGGUUCGGGAACGUUGGGAUGAUUUACCUUCGUCUGAUAUAAAGCUCAAGAACGAACUGAUAGCGAAAGUAGGAAUAAGGUCUCCGGCAUGA
Aspergillus pseudoviridinutans is the source of this 1077-nucleotide messenger RNA. RefSeq lists its product as uncharacterized. NCBI's taxonomy places the organism in Eukaryota, Fungi, Ascomycota, Eurotiomycetes, Eurotiales, Aspergillaceae. The record is from RefSeq and is a predicted model, not a curated record. The transcript has a single exon. The coding region runs from base 1 to 1077 and encodes 358 amino acids.